This is a messenger RNA of Exophiala viscosa, 792 nucleotides long. RefSeq lists its product as uncharacterized. Bases 1 to 792 code for a protein of 263 amino acids. The transcript has 2 exons. The record is from RefSeq and is a predicted model, not a curated record. NCBI's taxonomy places the organism in Eukaryota, Fungi, Ascomycota, Eurotiomycetes, Chaetothyriales, Herpotrichiellaceae.
AUGGACGGUCUUGAGGUGGAUACAUCUCCUCGUGAGAAGACAUCUGCGGCGCAAGACUCACACAAGUUUGUCGCUCCACAGAUUCAACCUGCCGGUACCUAUGUAUCUUCGCCAUACUCACCGGAAUCGAAUGCAUACACACCUGCUCCUCAAUACGAAAGUCCGCCUUCAACGCCUAAUCGACGUCGGUCACUCCUUCCCUGUGGCCUUUCUAUCCUGGCAUAUACGAUACUCGUCGCUGCGGUAACUGCCGUCAUUAUCGGAGCAGCUGUGGGUGGAGGCUUAGGAGGAGCGCUUGCCAGCAAGUCCAAUAAGUCCGCUGUCGGGUCAUCUGGUUCCUCCUCUACCGUCACAAUGACCGUAACCAGCGCAGCAGCUACAGUCACAAUGACGGGAACUGGCACAUCAUCAGCAACCUCGACCGCGACUGGCGCCGUUAAGAACUACACACCUUUACUACCAUCGCGGGUCAAUACUACGGCGCUUGACUGCAACGAUCAGUCCACGUUAACUUCCGAGAGCGGAGAUCAGUUCCAGCUCAACUGCAACAUGAACUACGGUGGCAACGACAUUGUCGACUUCAUCGCUUACACACUCGAUGCUUGUAUCGAAGCAUGCUCAAGCAUGAACACAGUUGCAAAUGCCACCACGUGUCAUGGAGUCAUGUUCAACGCCAACAUGGAAACUGUAUAUGCGGAGGACAGUGGCAACUGCUGGUUGAAGUCGCUUAUGGCGGAUCCAGUGGUGGAUACUCUGCCUCCUUCUGUUGGAGCACUCUUGAUAUCGUCUUGA